Molecule: messenger RNA, 3061 nt
Organism: Urocitellus parryii (Arctic ground squirrel)
Lineage: Eukaryota; Metazoa; Chordata; Mammalia; Rodentia; Sciuridae
Gene: Hk3
Product: hexokinase 3
Biological process (GO): carbohydrate phosphorylation; glycolytic process; glucose metabolic process
Cellular component (GO): cytosol; mitochondrion
Molecular function (GO): mannokinase activity; fructokinase activity; glucokinase activity
Source: RefSeq, a predicted model, not a curated record
CACAUUGAGAAAAGAGCUUAGCCCUGAGGAGGGUAAUCAACUGCUGUAUCUCCCAGGUGACCCACUCCCAUUGUGGAAUCACAUGGACUCCAUUGGGCCUGCUGGGUUGCAGCCUGGGGAAAGAGCCCUGGGCUGUCCCCAGGAGGGGUUACCCCUGCCCUCAGACAGCUCAGAGCUGGUACAGGAAUGUCUACAGCAAUUCAAGGUGACAAGGACACAGCUGCAGCAGAUCCAAGCCAGCCUCCUGGAUUCCAUGGAGCAGGCAUUGAAGGGACAGGACAGCCCUGCUCCUGCUGUCCGGAUGCUGCCCACAUAUGUGGGGUCUACCCCACAUGGCACUGAACAAGGAGACUUUCUGGUGCUGGAGCUAGGGGCCACAGGGGCCUCACUGCGAGUCUUGUGGGUGACUCUGACGGGCAUCGAGGGGCAUAGGGUGGAGCCCAGGAGCCAGGAGUUCAUGAUUCCUGAAGAGGUGGUACUGGGCACUGGCCAGCAACUCUUUGACUUUGCCGCCUGCUGCUUGUCUGAGUUCCUGGAUGCACACCCCGUGGGAAAUCGGGGCCUGCAGCUUGGGUUCAGCUUCUCCUUCCCUUGCCACCAAACAGGCCUGGACAAGAGCACCCUCAUUUCCUGGACCAAAGGUUUUAGGUGCAGUGGUGUGGAAGGCCAGGAUGUGGUCCAGUUGCUGAGAGAUGCCAUUCAGAGGCAGGGGGCCUACAGCAUUGACGUGGUUGCUGUGGUGAACGACACAGUGGGCACCAUGAUGGGCUGUGAGCCAGGCACCCGGCCAUGUGAGAUUGGGCUCAUCGUAGACACUGGCACCAAUGCAUGUUACAUGGAGGAGGCGAGGCACGUGGCCGUAUUGGAUGAGGACCGGGGCCGCACCUGCGUCAGCAUUGAAUGGGGAUCCUUCAACGAUCAUGGGGCCCUGGGGCCAGUGAUGACCACCUUCGACCAUGCCUUGGAUCAGGAGUCCCUGAAUCCUGGUGCCCAGAGGUUUGAAAAGAUGAUUGGGGGCUUAUACCUGGGUGAGCUGGUGCGACUGGUGCUGGCCCACUUGGCCCGUCGUGGCGUCCUCUUUGGUGGCUGUACCUCUCCUGCUUUGCUGAGCCAAGGCAGCAUCCGUCUGGAGCAUGUGGCUGAGAUGGAGGACCCCUCCACUGGGGCAGCCCGUGUCCACACAAUCCUGCAGGACCUGGGCCUGAGCCUGGAGGCUUCAGAUGCUGAGUUUGUGCAGCGUGUGUGCGUGGCCGUGUGCACGCGGGCUGCCCAGCUUUGUGCAGCGGCCCUGGCUGCAGUCCUGUCCCGUCUGCAGCACAGCCGGGAGCAGCAGACCCUCCAGGUUGCUGUGGCCACAGGAGGUCAAGUGUUUGAGCAGCACCUCAGGUUCCACAGCAUUUUGCAGGAAACAGUGAUGCUCUUGGUCCCGGAAUGUGAUGUCUCCUUUAUCCCCUCUGUGGAUGGAGGUGGCCGGGGUGUGGCAAUGGUGACAGCUGUGGCUGCCCGCUUGGCCGCCCACCGGCGCCUGCUGGAGGAGACCCUGGCACCUUUCCGGUUGAACCUGGAGCAGCUGAAAGCCGUGCAAGCACAGAUGCGGGAGGCCAUGGCCAAGGGGCUCCGAGGGGAGGCUUCCUCUCUCCGUAUGCUACCCACUUACGUGCGAGCCACACCUGAUGGCAGCGAGCGAGGAGACUUUCUGGCUUUGGACCUGGGGGGCACCAACUUCCGGGUCCUCCUGGUGCGUUUGACAGAGGGAGGUGUGCAGAUCAUCAACCAGGUUUACUCCAUCCCUGAGUGUGUGGCCCAGGGCUCUGGGCAGCAGCUCUUUGACCACAUCGUGGACUGCAUCGUGGACUUCCAGCAGAGGCAGGGCAUGAGUGGACAGAGCCUCCCCCUGGGUUUCACUUUCUCCUUCCCAUGCAAGCAGGUUGGCCUGGACCAGGGCAUCCUUCUAAACUGGACUAAGGGUUUCAAUGCAUCAGACUGUGAGGGCCAUGAUGUUGUGCAUCUGCUGCGGGAAGCCAUCAAACGCAGACAGGCAGUGGAGCUGAAUGUUGUUGCCAUUGUCAAUGACACGGUGGGGACCAUGAUGUCCUGUGGCUAUGAGGAUCCCCGUUGCGAGAUAGGCCUCAUUGUCGGAACUGGAACCAAUGCCUGCUACAUGGAAGAGCUCCCAAAUGUGGUGGACAUGGCUGACGAGUCAGGCCAAAUGUGCAUCAACAUGGAGUGGGGAGCCUUUGGGGAUGAUGGCUCACUGGGCAUGCUCAGCACCUGCUUUGAUGAGAGUGUGGACCAGGCGUCCAUCAAUCCUGGCAAGCAGAGAUUUGAGAAGAUGAUCAGUGGUAUGUACCUGGGGGAGAUUGUCCGCCACAUCCUCUUGCAUUUGACCAGCCUUGGAGUUCUCUUCCGAGGCCAGCAGACCCAGUGCCUUCAGACUAGGGACAUCUUCAAGACCAAGUUUCUCUCUGAGAUUGAAAGCGACAGCCUGGCUCUGCGACAGGUCCGAGCCAUCCUGGAGGAUCUGGGGCUGCCCCUGACCUCAGACGAUGCCCUGAUGGUCCUAGAGGUGUGCCAGGCUGUGUCCCGGAGAGCUGCUCAACUCUGUGGGGCAGGUGUAGCUGCCGUGGUGGAGAAGAUCCRGGAGAACCGUGGCCUGGAGGAAUUGACAAUCUCCGUGGGGGUGGAUGGGACCCUCUACAAGCUGCAUCCCCACUUCUCCAGCCUGGUGGCGGCCACAGUAAGGGAACUGGCCCCUCGCUGUAAAGUCACUUUCCUGCAGUCAGAGGAUGGAUCUGGCAAAGGUGCAGCUUUGGUCACUGCUGUUGCCUGUCGCCUUGCUCAGAAGACCCGUGUCUGAAGAAAUCUACAGGAACCCUGGGAUCUCAGCCCUACUCUUGCCAGACCAGGGCCUGGACCUAGCCCGUCUCCAAGCCAGACCAGCCACCAGAGACUCUCAGAAUAGUCCAUGUAUGAUACCUCUGUGGCCAUCUACCCUCCCCGAUAGCUUUUCCCAAGAGAGGUAGCACAUGGAUUAGCAAUAUAUAUAUAUAAUUUAUUUACA